AGGUGUCUGGCCCAGGCCGCGCUGGCCGGGCGUCCUCCAGAAGGUGACCCCAGGGCUGGCUCGGCCGAGCCGCAGGAUGCUUGGAAGCGGCCCCGACCCUGCGGUCAGCGAGCCCGGGGACAGCAGCGACUUCAGUGACGAGAUUCUCAACGAGCCACUCAAGCACUCUGACUUCUUCAAUAUCAAGGAACUGUUUUCCGUGAAAAGCCUCUUUGAAGCCCGAGUGCACCUGGGACAUAAAGCUGGCUGUCGGCACAGGUUUAUGGAGCCGUACAUCUUUGGGAGCCGCCUGGACCAGGACAUCAUUGACCUGGAGCAGACAGCCUCGCACCUCCAGCUGGCCUUGAACUUCACCGCCCACGUGGCCUACCGCAAGGGCAUCAUCUUGUUCGUGAGCCGCAACCGGCAGUUCUCGCACCUGAUUGAGAACAUGGCCCGGGACUGCGGCGAGUACGCCCACACCCGCUACUUCAAGGGCGGCCUGCUGACCAACGCCCCGCUCCUCUUUGGCCCCACGGUCCGCCUGCCGGACGUCAUCAUCUUCUUGCACACGCUCAACAAUGUUUUUGAGCCCCACGUGGCCGUGAGGGACGCGGCCAAGAUGAACAUCCCCACCGUGGGCGUUGUGGACACCAACUGCAACCCCUGCCUCAUCACGUACCCCAUCCCCGGCAACGACGACUCGCCCCCGGCCGUCCACCUCUUCUGUAGGCUCUUCCAGACAACUGUCAUCCGGGCCAAGGAGAAGCGGAGGCAGGUUGAGGCCCUGUACCGACUACAUGGCCAGAAGGGGACCCAGGGCCAGGAGUCAGCCAACCCUUCCUCCAGGGUAGGCAUGAGCCUUUCCCUGUGACAUAAAGCUGUCUUCCCAAGUCACACAACAGCCACGCCUGUUUGAGUUGGGAAUCGCUGUCCCCAGCUCUAGGUCCCAACAACAGCAUUCAUGGGCCUUCUAGGCACUUGGUCCUUAUUACCAGUGACAGUACAUGGCCACCCAAGGUUUCCCCUUCAACCCAGGGCCAAGCAGACCAAGACUGUCUUCUGCAUUUUUUCUGUGGGGAACAGAACACAGAGGGCAAAGGGCUUGUCCAGAACAACCCAUUCAGCUACAGCAAGGCCUGGAAGCCUGGUGUGUCGAUUGCUGCUGCGGCCAACCCACUGGGAAGCUGGGGUCUGAGAAGUCUUCGUUUCUACCUUAAUGCUAGACCUUUCUUAGGAAGGAUCAUGUACCAACUCAAUUUUACUUAACCAAAAUAUCUUCCAGUAGGACUGCUUUCCAGGCUGCCUGGUUUCAGGGGCAAUUUUGUUACGCGUUGUGGAACAAGCAGUUCAGGGCUCCCAGCCAGGUUGGGACAGGCCAGGCGAAACGGCAUGAGUCCGGCAGAAAUAAAACCUUGAUUUGGGCAAAUUGCGACUUAGA
This is a messenger RNA of Galeopterus variegatus (Sunda flying lemur), 1420 nucleotides long. RefSeq names its product mitochondrial ribosomal protein S2 (gene MRPS2). The transcript has 3 exons. Gene Ontology annotation, cellular component: mitochondrial small ribosomal subunit; ribosome. NCBI's taxonomy places the organism in Eukaryota, Metazoa, Chordata, Mammalia, Dermoptera, Cynocephalidae. The record is from RefSeq and is a predicted model, not a curated record. Gene Ontology annotation, biological process: translation. Gene Ontology annotation, molecular function: structural constituent of ribosome. Bases 77 to 853 code for a protein of 258 amino acids.